Messenger RNA from Sclerotinia sclerotiorum 1980 UF-70, 1305 nucleotides. RefSeq lists its product as hypothetical. The coding region runs from base 1 to 1305 and encodes 434 amino acids. NCBI's taxonomy places the organism in Eukaryota, Fungi, Ascomycota, Leotiomycetes, Helotiales, Sclerotiniaceae. The record is from RefSeq and is a predicted model, not a curated record. The transcript is spliced from 2 exons.
AUGUCUGCCAAUUCCGCUAGUCGCCUAGCUACAACAAAACAAGCCUUCCAUAACAUAGUCCAUCAACUCUUCCAAAAAACUCAAGAGCCCGUAAGGCCGAGAAAUUAUAGAGGUGCCACCUUUCAGCGAUCAGAGAAAUAUGUACUUCUGCAUGAGGAAGAGCAACACCUAGCAGAUCAUAUCGCAGUUCUGACUCAAGCUAAAGGAGGCCCACACAAAACCAACCAAAAUGAAGAAGAGCAUAGAUCCAAACUUCUUACACAAAUUUUCAAGCUAAACAAUGGUCGUUUGCGAGCUCGCAUUGUUUCAUCAAGUAAAGGGCAUGGCAAGGUUCGACAAUCACUUUGUGAUAGGGCCGAGAAGCUUCGCUCCAUGUUGUUGAUGCAAGAGAUGGAUGAUGAUAAUUCGCCAUGGCAAACCUCACUGUGCAAUCGUCUCGCAAAUUUAAUCCAGGAUGUCGAAAAGUUGGAGCCUGGGUCACAGUGCGGUCAAAUGGAUAACUUAAAUACAAUAGUCCUCGCUGCUCACGAAGUGUCGACGACUGGUGAUAGUCCGUCUCUUGAACACCAGUUCUAUAUCAAAGGUAUGGAUCUAGACAUCGCCCAUCGCAGCACUGUACUUCAAAUCGACAAAAUAAGCAGGUAUCUAGACAUCCGAAACGACUUGAUGUAUUAUUGUCAAAAACAAAGAUGCCGGGACUUAUUCCGCAACAUCCACUUGGAAGUAUGCACUGCUCCCGAAACUCAACGUGUCCAUAGCGAAAUCCAGCUUAUCUUCUUCUAUGAGCAAUACCCUGCGUGUUUGCCUCCAAGAUGCAUAGGAUCUAGUAAAUCAUCCUGUUUCUUGUGCGAUUUAUUUAUUAGAAAGCACGGGAUGUACCAUAUUUCGCAUUCACAUGGCAGAUUAUAUGUAAAUUGGACGAUACCUGAAGGAGACUGGAUGGAUGAGGAAAGAAUCUCGAGGUUUGAUGGAAUUUUGAGGGACAUGAGUCAGGAGAUGGUGCAAAUCAAAGAGACAUUUGUGAAACCGAUUGGCUAUGAAGGUAAUGGUGCUGAGAGCAGAGUGCAUUUGUUGACGCUUCCGCCCAAUCGUGUCGCAACCUCAAGUGAUGUGAGGGAAAGAGAAGCACAUACAGAACAGGGAAAUGGUUCCGGAGUCGCAGUCAUUCAGAAGUCUCGGUCCGAACUCCCGCAGGACACGAGGAUCCCAUUAACAGAUCAUCUACAUCAAGCCCAUGAUACCAAUUCGAAUAUAACCGCGGAUUCGAAUGCCAUAGAAAGAGCCCUUGAUCAAAGUAGAAACUGA